AUGGCGGGUACUGAAAACCAGCCGCCCGAUGGCCCAGCAUGGCAUGAAAACCUCAACAUGCACCUCAUCUGUCCUGAUUGCAAACAGGUUCCGCCUGAGCUGAUUGAAGAGAACGCGGAUACCAUCUGUGCCAAUUGUGGGAUGGUUUUGGCAGAGCGUCUGGUCAGCUAUGAGUCUGAGUGGCGAACAUUCAACUCAGACGAAGGCAAGGGUGAAGAUCCCAACCGUGUCGGUGAAGCUGAUAACGAACUGUACCUCACAAACAAUGCGGGAACCAUGAUUGGUGGGGGUGGUCCUAAUGUCUCCAAGGAAACUAGGAGACUCAAGAAGGCUCAGGCUAUGCAACUGGAAAACAAAGCAGAUCGAGCUCUGCAGGCUGCAUAUGCUCAGAUCGAGGCUUGGGGAGAAAAGGCCAAGUUGACGGCCCCGGUAAAGGCUGCCGCCAAGUCUUAUUACAAGCGAGUUUACGAGGCAAAUGCCCUUCGAGGCAAGCAGUUGGACAGUAUCCUUGCUGGCUGCGUAUUCAUCGCCUGUCGUCAACUAAAAGUGCCGAGAACCUUUAACGAAAUCUUUGGCAUGACUUCGGUCCCCAAGAAAGAAAUCGGCCGUGUUUACAAACAACUGCAGAAUUUCUUGAGCAAGUUUUCUGAGGAGAAGAAUGCGGAAGUCGUCGCCACUGGCGGCAUCCCCAAUAGCACCGCCGACUUCCAUGCCACCACGUCAACCAAGCCGGAAGAUCUCUGUGGCAGAUAUUGCAACAUGGUUGGCCUCAAUUAUAGGGUUCAGACAAUCGCCGAGGGCCUGGCCAGGAAGAUCCCUACCAUUGAGGGUCUUGCCGGUCGCAGCCCGCUAUCCAACGCUGCUGCGUGCACAUUCUUUGCCAGCCAUCUGAUAGGGUUCGGCAAGCCCAGUAAGCAGAUCAGCGAGGUUGCGGGCGUCAGUGAUGCAACUAUCAAACAUGCUUACCGCUAUCUCCUUCAGGAGAAAGAGCGUCUGGUCGACCCAGAAUGGCUCGGACAACAGCCCAUGCCUAAUGGAGGCUUUGGUAGAUUGGAGAAUCUUCCCGGCGCAUGA
Messenger RNA from Exophiala spinifera, 1074 nucleotides. RefSeq lists its product as uncharacterized. Gene Ontology annotation, cellular component: transcription preinitiation complex; nucleus. Bases 1 to 1074 code for a protein of 357 amino acids. The transcript has a single exon. The record is from RefSeq and is a predicted model, not a curated record. Gene Ontology annotation, biological process: transcription initiation at RNA polymerase II promoter; transcription preinitiation complex assembly. Gene Ontology annotation, molecular function: RNA polymerase II general transcription initiation factor activity; TBP-class protein binding. Lineage: Eukaryota; Fungi; Ascomycota; Eurotiomycetes; Chaetothyriales; Herpotrichiellaceae.